AUGAUCCCAAGAUACGUGCCCGCUCACAUUCGCGAACGACACACUACUCACACAGCAAUGGAGCCUCAGCCUCUCGAGUUCAGUGACCUUCACGUCUCCAUAGACACUCACGGUGAUAUUCAGUCCAACCACGACUCGCACAACCACGAUACCCACCAGCCUUCCGACCCUGCCAUCAGAAGAGACACUCCCUCAGCCCCUAAAGCUGCGAUGGUACCCUCUGUGAGCGUCUUCAAUCAUCGCACUGGUCCGUUUCUCCAUCUCCUGGGGGUCUUGGAGUUCUGUUGUCCUCCAGGAGAUCNNCCAUGCAAGGGGGAGACCCUGAGCUCCGUGGGUAUUUCAAUCUCUGGCGCGCUCCAACACUCGGUCGUUACCCACCGCGCCGAGACCCUCAAUCCUUCACACACUUCGGACCCUGUAACAAAACUUGUGCUGCGCGAAAACCAUCAGACGGCUAUCCUACGCNCUGGAAGGAACAUCACGAACUUUCUCUCGUUCUCUGACCUUGCCGCGCGCUUCGGACUCCAACGCGGCACGACCAUACAUACGCUCAACGCUUCGGCGGACGAUCUCGAUGCUCUCAAGUUCAUUGUGAUGUUCGACAAUGCCAGUCAUCCCUGGCACCGCCAUCACACUGUCUACGCGAAGGCCAAUCUACAUCUUCUCCCCGGCUACGACCUCCCUUACCCUGGCCAGGGUGCUGAACUGUCUGAAGACGAUCAACAGCACUCCAGUGACAUCUACUCAGACUCAGAUCUCAUAGACCUACGUAGUCGCGCAGGCUCAGCAGGCUCUUUGCGAGUUGAGCUGUCUUGUGCCUCGUCUGCCAUACAGACUCCGCCUUCCUCCACGCAGUCAGACGGAAUCUCUUCGCUUCCUGAGGCGACUCGAGUUAGCGAGAUCCCACCUAUCGCCUUGUUCACCCAAGUUCGUCCUCAUCGUCAACCCUGGGGUCUCGAGUUCCUGGGCUGGUAUGAGAUUGAGGAAACAGAGUUCUUCGCUCCUGAGACUUGCGACCUGGCCAACAUGUUGGAAGGCAGGAGUGGAAGAUUACCCUCGAGGGCAGACUUGGAGUGUGAGUGGGCCAAGAUCAGGCUAGCGAGGCACGAAGGAAGGGGAAGUGCACGUCUGGAUGAGUUGUGA
Molecule: messenger RNA, 1143 nt
Organism: Aureobasidium uvarum
Lineage: Eukaryota; Fungi; Ascomycota; Dothideomycetes; Dothideales; Saccotheciaceae
Source: the annotation of a GenBank genome assembly